This is a messenger RNA of Alosa sapidissima (American shad), 1161 nucleotides long. RefSeq lists its product as uncharacterized. NCBI's taxonomy places the organism in Eukaryota, Metazoa, Chordata, Actinopteri, Clupeiformes, Clupeidae. Gene Ontology annotation, biological process: response to bacterium. The coding region runs from base 102 to 770 and encodes 222 amino acids. The record is from RefSeq and is a predicted model, not a curated record. The transcript has 6 exons.
CUUUUACUUCACUCUGAGGCAAUUGGAAACUGAGACACCAGCUGUGUCUGUUAACAUUAAAUAGCCUGGUCUCAUUAUCUUUAGCAUAUCUUGAGAGGAACAUGUUUUGGAUAUUUGUAUUCACUCUUCUAAAAAUGUACUCAACAUAUGAAAUUGUCCAAAUAAAUCACGCUAUAGAAGCUGAUCCUGGAGAUACAGUGACUUUGGCAUGUUUUUACUCUGCGGUUUACGAUUCAGAACUAAAGUACUGGUAUAGGCAAGUACUGGGACUAAAGCCUCAGGUAAUAGUUAAAUAUUCGAGUGGCGCACCAGCAUGGAAUUCUCCUUUUUCUGAAGAGUUUGAUAGAGGACGUAUGACAACACAGCAGUCAGAGAGAUCAUUUAAUCUGACCAUCAGAAACAUCACAUCAUCUGAUGAAGCAACAUAUUACUGCACAGGCACAGUAUAUUCUGAGAUUAGAUUUGAAAAUGGAACAUUCUUAACAGUCACAGGACCCAAAAGGUCCUAUGAGCAUGCAGCAUUCCUUUGUGCUGUUACCAACAGUUGGUGUGGACAAAUAAACAAUGGAAACACAUCUGAUUUGAAUGCAGAGAAAUCAUUGAGUCCUGUUGUUUGUGGGCUGAUUGCUAUUUUGGGGUUGUGUUUUCUGCACAUAUGUUUUCUGGUCCAUCUAAUUUACCAGUACAGGAAACACAAACAUAACAGAGACAUAGAUUCUCAUCCAUUCAGACCGGACUUUGCGAGAGUCACAAACUACUCAGGACGCUGAUGAACUGAUCAAUUAUGCUGCCCUGCACUUCUCUGAUAAGAAGAUGAAAAGAGGAAAAAAGAAGAGGGAGCCGCCCAGUGAGAGCGUAUACUCCGUUGUUAGACAUUAAGAAAUGGGAUUUUAAAUAUGCUGGAUUAAAUAUUAUUUGUAUGGUGUAGGCCUUUUGUCACACAAUGUCCAAUGUCCACACACUGGAAUUUAGCUCCCAAAUUGAAUUAAAACCAGCGAGAGUAGAGUGCAGACAUUCCCUCUUUGUUUUACGUUUUUAUACUUUGUCCAGCACCUGGCCUAAAGAAAGGUGAGAUGUGCACACAACCACUCUACCAAACUGUGUGACUUUUCUUUUUAUUUACAUUAAUAUAAGUCAUAUGUAAAUUAUUGCUUUUGAAUU